AUGUCCUCGACCAACCUCACCGUCACCCUCUCCCAUGCCAUCUCCUUCCUGACUUCGCCCCUCCUCUCCUCCUACACCGCGGCAACGAUCAUCAAGCUUCAGUCGGUCCUGGAAGCCAACCUCACCGCGUUGUACGCGCCCACCUGGUCCGUGAAGGAGCCUCUGCGGGGCUCGGCCCGGCGAUGCCUCACCCUCUCGCCAGACUGUCUCCCUCCACGUUCCAUUUACUCUGCCUGUCUCGCCGCAGGUAUCCAGUGGUUCGACUGGAUUGCAGCCCUUGGUGGCCGGGAGUUUGAUUUCUACGUGGACCCCGGAUGCGUUGCCAUCCGAUACACGUCUGGGUCCAAGGGCGCCGCGUCUGGCCAACUGAUCACCGUCUGGGCUGGUGAGGUCGUCGCCCCUGCCCUGCCCACCCCCCGGACUGGCCUCGCCAGCUUCAACGACGCCCAGAACGCCGCCAUCCGCAGAGCCUUCUGCGACAGCAAGACCCUUGCUCAACAACUCCUGGAGGAGGACGACGAAGACGAGAAGAUCUUCAAUAUGAUCGCCGACGAGGUCAGCGGUCCCACACCCGGCGCCGUCUGGGUUCCCCCUAUCAUCACCCAAUUCGCCGACUCGACCCGCUCGUCUUCGCCCCUCUCCAGCAGCUCGGGCUACUCCCGAUGCAGUUCUCGAUCAUCAAAUUCGAGCUCAUCAAGCCUCUCGUAUGGUGGCUCUGAUGUGACUUCCAAUGCGUCAUCCUACGGCUCCUCGUCCCACCUCCACGCCUCUUCAGAACACCGACCCCGACGCGAGAAGCCCAGGGGUUCCCGCGUCUUCGUCGACAGCUCCAAGACGGAGGUGACGCCCUACGACGGCGGCAAGACCACUGUCCUCACAGGUGGUGUCAUGCUUGGUGGCAACCCCAAGGCACAGAAGUCCAGGAAAUCGACUUCUCCUGCCAGCUCCGCAAGCAGCUGGCGCUCUUCCCGAGCUUAA
Molecule: messenger RNA, 978 nt
Organism: Coprinopsis cinerea okayama7#130
Lineage: Eukaryota; Fungi; Basidiomycota; Agaricomycetes; Agaricales; Psathyrellaceae
Exons: 1
Coding region: 1-978 (325 amino acids)
Biological process (GO): negative regulation of cell population proliferation; negative regulation of mitotic cell cycle
Cellular component (GO): nucleus; cytoplasm
Source: RefSeq, a predicted model, not a curated record